Molecule: messenger RNA, 521 nt
Organism: Coniophora puteana RWD-64-598 SS2
Lineage: Eukaryota; Fungi; Basidiomycota; Agaricomycetes; Boletales; Coniophoraceae
Exons: 2
Coding region: 187-372 (61 amino acids)
Source: RefSeq, a predicted model, not a curated record
ACGUUCUCCCCAGGCCGUUCAUUGCUUAUCUUGCAUUCGAACAACCACUACUACCAAACUAUUCGCCUAUUUGACUCCGACGAGGUGGACCCGUUUAAGGGGAUCCCAGGUGGAUCAACCGUUGAUGUCGAGUCUUGGUCGGACUUUAGCCUCCGUAGUAGCGGAUGGAUAUACAAGGCUAACCAGAUGCUGUGCUGGGUUCCGCCUGUGUAUAGGCCAUAUUCACUCGAUAUAGGGAACGUCGGGUCGGGGAGGUGCAACGGAUUCAAGGUUUUGGGGAAGAACAAGGUAGUUUUGGUGCAGCAGCACGACUUCGUUGUGUUGCACUUUCCUCAUGUGGGUGUACAGUCUGAUGGACGUCGCGCAAAUUGAUUACGAAGCCAAGUAGAGCCGAUUCUGUGCUAAGCUGAGGGGCGAGAUCCCACUGUUUUGGAUUGAAGUCCCUGAGGGGUGCACAGAAGAGCACGGGCCAAGUAGCAUAUGUUCUUGUGGCAACACCUUGUCGUCUGCGCGCAAUACAC